This is a messenger RNA of Corythoichthys intestinalis (scribbled pipefish), 2172 nucleotides long. RefSeq names its product RCC1 like (gene rcc1l). The record is from RefSeq and is a predicted model, not a curated record. The transcript has 11 exons. Gene Ontology annotation, molecular function: rRNA binding; guanyl-nucleotide exchange factor activity. Bases 172 to 1524 code for a protein of 450 amino acids. Lineage: Eukaryota; Metazoa; Chordata; Actinopteri; Syngnathiformes; Syngnathidae. Gene Ontology annotation, biological process: positive regulation of mitochondrial translation. Gene Ontology annotation, cellular component: mitochondrial inner membrane.
AAGGUACCGAGGGGUAAACUGCCAAUAUACAAGAAGAAGGCGGAGGAAGUAAAAACAUUUCAUUUCCUAGUUGAAAAUGCAGUCGGCACGUAAAAAAAACACGUGAAAAUGAUAUUGGAAGGUUUUAAUUCAUAAGUAUUAUUCUUACCACAACACGUGCCGCAAAGCGUCAUGUCUCUUCAAUGCACUCGACGGCGCCUCCUCUCUGUGCUCAAAGUUCACUGUUGCAGCCAUGCGACACUCAGCGGCACCCAGAAUCCGUGGGAGCAAACCGGAAGUGUUCCGGUGUUCCAGUACGUGGGUCAGCACAGAAAACCCAGCCAUAAAGUGUUUGUGUGGGGCUUCAGCUUCACGGGAGCACUGGGCAUUCCCAGCUUUGUGAUCCCUGACAGCGGCAGGAAGAAGCCUCGCAAAUACCAGCUCACACCUUACCGACUGGAGACGGCAGAGCAGAUCUCGUCCGCCGCCUGUGGGUACGGCUUCACCCUCCUCGCCUCAUCCACGAGAGAUGUGACCAAGUUGUGGGGUGCCGGCCUCAACAAGGACUCUCAGCUCGGGUUCCAACGCACGCAGCGUAGCCGACUUCACAGUUACGAUUACGUGCUGGAGCCAUCGCCCGUACUGCUGCCUCUACGAGAACCGCAGAAAACACGCGUGAUGCAGGUCUCGUGCGGACGGGCCCACGCACUCGUGCUAACUGACAGCGAAGGAGUGUUCAGCAUGGGCAACAAUGCUUACGGCCAGUGCGGACGACACAUUGUGGAAGAUGAAGUGUACAGCGGCAGCCACAUUGUUCAUAAAUUGGAGGGCCCAGAGGGCCGGGUGGUGCAGGUGGCGUGCGGACAGGACCACAGCCUCUUCCUGACGGAUUCCGGACAAGUCUACGCAUGCGGAUGGGGAGCGGACGGACAGACCGGUUUAGGGCACCAUGGCGUGUGCUCCACCCCGACGAGAGUGCUGGGGGAGUUGUCAGGUGUGAAGGUUCAGCAGGUCAGCACGUACGGCGACUGCAGCCUGGCAGUUUCUGAGGACGGGCAGCUGUAUGGGUGGGGGAACUCGGAAUACCGUCAGCUGGCCUCUGUCUCUGACACCACACAGGUGAACUCACCUCGUCGACUGCCCCUACCAGGCUGCGGUAAGGUGAUACAAGCCGCAUGCGGAGGAACGCAGGUGGCGGUUCUCAAUGAGCGUGGCGAGGUGUUUGUUUGGGGCUACGGAAUCCUGGGAAAGGGCCCUUCGCUUUCUGACUCCAGCGCGCCCGAGAUGAUCCCCCCGUCCCUGUUCGGGCAAUCAGAGUUUAACCCCUCCGUCGCCGUCACCAAGAUCCGUUGCGGCCUCGCUCAUUUUGCUGCUGUCACGGAUCGCGGCGAGCUCUUUGUUUGGGGGAAGAACAUCAGAGGUUGUUUGGGCAUCGGGAAGAGAGAUGACCAAUUUUUCCCGUGGCGGGUAACGGUUCCGGGUCAUGUGUCGGACGUAGCGUGCGGUGUGGACCACACAGUGGCGCUUGUCAAGUCCAUCCUAUGAGUUGGAUGAAAGGGCAUCCUUGAGUGUUCCUACCCUGCAGCCCAAUGGAGUAUUCUGUUGUGUGGGGUGUUAUGUAAACACUCGAUUCAUCUUUGGACACAUGUAACAGACAUGGAAAGGACAAAUCUUUUUGGUAAAUUAUACUGCAGGAGGCUUGCAUCGUUUUACCCUCAUACAGUAUGCCUCGGUCGUGUGUUUCUAGGCAAAAAUCAUGAACACAAUUGUAUCUACCUUCAAUAACAUGAAGUCAACAACAUACAAUGGAAAAAAAACAACAUAGCCCAAAGAUAAUGUUAUAAAAAAAAGAUAUUUAAAGCUAAUAUAGGACAAAAAAUGUCAUCAUGUGCAUUUACGGGCUAAGAUUGUCCAAAAAAAGGAAGUGAAUAUGAGUAGGUGCCAGUUGUGUUGCACUUCAUGUUUCUGAUUAAAUUAUUUUCAGAGACGUGUAUUCUGCAUUUAGGGUCUCCCAUUUUAAGGUCAAUGUAUCAGAUUUUUUUUUUCCUUUUUGUAUUUAAUUGAGUUUGGAUAUGUUAAAAUUUCUCUUUUGGAAUUGAAUUUUUGUAUUUUAAAAAAAUGUAGCUGCAGUUGCUCUUCAAGUGCGAUAGAAAUUAAACUAAGUUGUGAUAACUCCAUUUGUUUGUCAUUUUU